AGACGGGCCUGCGCGGCCGCCGUAGUCGGAGUCGCUUCUGCGCCGGAAGCCCUGCUGCCCCGCUUCCUGGUUCGUGCGCAGCUUUCGUUCCCUUGCUAUCUCGGCCCUGGUCUCGCACCUGCAGCUGCCGCAUUCUUCCUAGAAUCAGCGGUCCCAUCUCCUGUUUUCCUGAGGCUGCCCUGACCUUACUCGUAUCUCCACCGAGGACCGCGGACUUCAUUUCCGCCACUACCUCAACACUUCCGGGACCUCGGGAAGCGGCCCGUUGCCAUGGCGACCGUGUACACAACCUGGCAGCUGCGCGCGCGGGUUUUCCUUCGCAGCAGUUGCAGUGGUGGUGCUGCGGCGCAGCUGCUGCCUCUGGAGCGUAGUGACCGAAGAUGGACCCACAUGUGGAGAUGCAGCACCCCUCUGACUUCCAACCAUGACCAUCACCACCAACCACCGUUUCUUGGGCACCUGCUCUGUGCUGGGUGCUGCUGUAGACUUUGAGGGGGGUCAGAUAAGAGGCACAGUCCUUCCCCCAGCAGCUUGUCAUGUCGUUGGGGAGCUCAAACCCGCUCAGAUGAUGGGGCGUAAGAACAGGAACAAGCAUCUCACGAGAAUGAGCACUAGGAAAAAAGUGCACGCGUUUGUCCGUGUCAGACCCACCGAUGACUUUGCUCAUGAGAUGAUCAGAUACGGCGACGACAACAAAACUAUCGAUAUUCACUUAAAAAAAGAUGUUCGGAGAGGAGUUGUCAAUAACCAGCAGACAGACUGGUCCUUCAAGCUGGACGGGGUUCUCCACGACGCCUCCCAGGACCUGGUCUACGAGACCGUGGCCAAGGACGUGGUUGCGCAGGCCCUCGAGGGCUACAACGGCACCAUCAUGUGUUAUGGACAGACAGGCGCUGGCAAGACUUACACCAUGACGGGGACCACGGAGAACUACAAGCACCGAGGGAUCCUGCCCCGGGCCCUGCAGCAGGUUUUCAGGAUGAUCGAGGAGCGCCCCACGCACGCCAUCACGGUGCGCCUCUCCUACCUGGAGAUCUACAACGAGAGCCUGUUCGACCUCCUGUCCACGCUGCCCUACGUGGGGCCCUCGGCCACGCCCGUGGCCGUCGUGGAAAACCCCCACGGGGUCUUCAUCAAGGGCCUGUCGGUCCACCUCGCGAGUCAGGAGGAGGACGCUUUCAGCCUCCUCUUCGAGGGAGAAACCAACCGUAUCAUCGGCUCCCACACGAUGAACAAGAACUCGUCCAGGUCCCACUGCAUCUUCACCAUCUACGUGGAGGCCCGUUCACGGACCUUAUCGGAUGAAAAGUACAUCACUUCCAAAAUUAACCUGGUGGAUCUAGCAGGCUCGGAACGGCUGGGCAAGUCUGGGUCCGAGGGCCGAGUCCUGAAGGAAGCCACCUACAUCAACAAGUCGCUGUCCUUCCUGGAGCAGGCCAUCAUCGCCCUCGGGGACCAGAAGCGGGAGCACAUCCCCUUCCGGCAGUGCAAGCUCACCCACGCCCUCAAGGACUCGCUAGGGGGGAACUGCAACAUGGUCCUGGUGGCGAACAUCUACGGAGAAGCCGCCCAGCUGGACGAGACGCUGUCCUCGCUGCGGUUCGCCAGCAGGAUGAAGCUCCUCUCUGACUGUCCGCUCCGCCCCACGAUGCUUCCCUGGCAGCGGAUGGUCAAGAACCUGGAGAAGGAGCUGGUGCUGCUCAAGCAGGAGCUGGCUAUCCACGACAGCCUGGCCAACCGCUCCCAUGUGAACUAUGACCCCAUGGACGAGGUCCAGAUCGCGGAGAUCAACUCCCAGGUGCGGCGGUACCUGGACGGGGCGCUGGACGAGAUCGAUAUAAUCAACCUCAGACAGAUCCAGGAGGUGUUCAACCAGUUCCGGGUGGUUCUGACCCAACAGGAGCAGGAGGUGGAAGCCGCUUUGCGCCGCAAGUACACCCUCAUAGACAAGAACGACUUUGCGGCCAUUUCUGCUGUCCAGAAGGCAGGGCUGAUGGAUGCUGACGGCCACCUGGUGGGUGAGUCUGACGGACAAGGCUUUGGACUUGGGGUUGCCUCUUACUCUAGCAAACCUGGGAAGAAAACCAAGUCCAGGAGGACAUUGAAAGAGCAGCUCAGCUCCCCGGCAAAAAAGGAAGGUGGCAGCAGCCCUGUGAGCGGCAAGGAUAUGGAUGUUUCCACCUCCAAGACCCAGCUGACCCCACUCUCCAAGGAGGGGGAUGUCAAGGACAUGAUUCUGCGGGACCGGGAGACCUCCAACAUCGAGACCCUCCCCUCGGACUCCCCCAAGGAGGAGCCACGCCCACCCAGGCCCAGCACCCCACCCUCCAAGCCUGUGGCCUUUGAGGACUUCAAGAACGAGCGAGGUAGUGAGAUCAACCGCAUCUUCAAAGAAAACAAGUCCAUCUUGAACGAGCGGAGGAAAAGGGCCAGUGAGACCACGCAGCGCAUCAACGUCAUCAAGAGGGAGAUGGACGUCGCCAAGGAGGGGCUCAGUGCCCAGAGGUCCCUGCGGGAGAAGCAAGGUGAGUAUGAGAAGAAGGGGCUGAUUAUCAUCGAUGAAGAGGAGUUCCUGCUUAUCCUGAAGCUCAAAGACCUCAAGAAGCAGUACCGUGCGGAGUAUCAGGACCUGCGUGACCUGAGGGCUGAGAUCCAGUACUGCCAGCACCUGGUGGACCAGUGUCGCCACCGCCUGCUCACAGAAUUUGAAAUCUGGUACAACGAGUCCUUCUUCAUCCCCGAGGACUUGCAGGCGGCCCUGAAGCCGGGCAGCAGCAUCCGGCCAGGCAUGGUGCCCGUCGGCAGGAUUGUGUCUCUGGGAGAAGACGACCAGGACAAGUUCAGCCAGUUGCAGCAGGACGUGCUGCCCGAGGGCCCGGAGUCCAUCUCCUUCUACAACGCCAAGGUCAAGAGAGAACAGAAGCACAGCUACUUGAAAUCCACGCUGGGCCUCUCGAAGGCACAGAGGAAGUAGGGGCUCCUCGCAGCGCCCCCUGCCUGCUCCAGGGGAGCUGCCCACCACCCGCCCGGUCCGGCCAGUCUGCUCCAGGCUGGCCCAGCCCAGAGGACACGCAGCGGCCGGCCUGCCAGGAGGGACAUCCCCCAGAGGGGGCUCAUCUUCACAGGACGCCUCCGGUUUCGAUUCACUGUCUCAUAUGCAGGGACCAGAUAAAACGGCUUAUCGUC
Myotis davidii is the source of this 3186-nucleotide messenger RNA. RefSeq names its product kinesin family member 9 (gene KIF9). The record is from RefSeq and is a predicted model, not a curated record. The coding region runs from base 425 to 2974 and encodes 849 amino acids. The transcript is spliced from 22 exons. Gene Ontology annotation, biological process: microtubule-based movement. Lineage: Eukaryota; Metazoa; Chordata; Mammalia; Chiroptera; Vespertilionidae. Gene Ontology annotation, molecular function: ATP binding; microtubule motor activity; microtubule binding.